AUUGUUGUUUCUAAUACAGACAUCUUCAUAGGAUUUACCUUUGCAGUUUCUUGCACUUCUACCUUGGCGUGUUUGCUGCUGACAGUUUGCAUACACUUGUUCCAUCUGCUGCUUCCGUUUCCACCUAACUGCGUUAUUUGUGCAUGAGAUAGCAUUCUUUGAGGUUUUUGCAGUAUUUUGGGUGUGUUCUUGGUCAGAAACAAGAAGACAUAAAUGAUGCUUGAUGAGACCAUAAAUGAUUCAGAUGGUGAAAUCAAAGUGAGUUUUGGCUAUAAUUGCAACUCCAAGAGCGAUGAGUCUUACAGCAAACCUACUCACAUUGACAUCCCUUCAGCCGGUAAGCUCCGCCGAGCUAGCCGGUCCUUUUCUUGCCUGUCCGGUGCUGCAUUGAGUGCCAAUGCAACUCUAGCCAACACAAACAUAUGCAAUGGGUUGAUUGGGGCAGAGAUACUCCCAACUCUAGACUCUCCCACCUCGUUCCGUCGGCUUCCGUCUUCUCCGUCUCUAACGAAGAUCGAUCUUUUGUCAGCUUCACUCCAGAACAGCAUGUCGAAUUUGAACUUUAGUCUGCACUCACCGAGAGAGACGCUUGAUUUUGAUGCAGUCUCGUUCAAGCCCUCGAGUGUUCCUACUAGAAGUGAGAGCUUCCUCAAUGCAAUGGAGGUUUUGCAAAUUGCUGGAGGGGCUGCAGGUGAGGACAGAGUUCAGGCUGUUUGUUCUGAAGAGAACGGUUGGUUGUUCUGUGCCGUUUAUGAUGGAUUCAAUGGGAGGGACGCUGCUGAUUUUCUAGCCGGGACGUUGUAUGAAACGGUUGCAUUUCACCUUAACUUGCUUGAUUGGGAUCUUGAGGAGGAGCCGUUGGACGUUUGUAGUAGCAUGUCUAUAGAAGGUUUAAAGGGGGACGGCUCUUUUAGGCAGAGUGUGCUUGAGAGCCUUGAACGUGCACUCGGUGAAGCAGAGAACGAGUUUCUACAGAUGGUCGAACGGGAGAUGGAAGACCGUCCAGAUUUAGUAUCCAUAGGGUCUUGUGUGCUGCUUGUUCUGCUCCAUGGGAAGAACUUGUACUUGCUCAACAUUGGUGAUAGUCGAGCCGUAUUGGCUACCUAUGAUGAUGAUGAUGGGAAUAUGGAAGAAGGGGACGGCCUCCGAGCAGUUCAGCUCACGGAGAGUCACACCGUUGACAAUGACCUUGAGAGAAUCCGACUCCUAAACGACCACCCGGAUGACCCUUCCACGAUUGUGGGCUGGAGAGUUAAAGGGAAACUCAAGGUUACUAGGGCGUUCGGAGUUGGUUACUUGAAAAAGAAAAACAUGAACGAUGCUUUGAUGGGAAUUCUUCGGGUCCGUAACCUCAUAAGCCCACCAUAUGUAUUGGCAAAGCCGUCACUCAGUGUACACGAGGUUUCAACCUCAGACCAUUUUGUCGUACUGGGAAGUGAUGGCUUGUUUGACUUCUUCAGCAACAAUGAAGUUGUGAAGCUAGUGCAUUCAUACAUAUUGAGACACCCUUCUGGUGAUCCAGCCAAAUAUUUGGUCGAGCAGCUUGUUGCAAGAGCAGCAGAUUCAGCAGGUUUUAGCAUGGAGGAGCUGAUGAGCAUCCCUGCUGGAAGAAGACGGAAGUAUCACGACGAUGUCACUGUUAUUGUAAUAAUCCUUGGCAACAACAACCGGACCUCAAAGGCGUCAACGUGUCUAUGAACAUACGAGUUCGACUCAAAAUCCUCAAGAUAGAGUUGAUGUAUUCUUACAGCAUCCGACCCAUCUGUAUAUGGUAGUUAUAUUACAUGAACAGUUAUGAUUAUCACAAGAGCCAAAACCAUUCGCAUAUGUGUAAUAAUGCGUCUUCUUUCUUUUA
Molecule: messenger RNA, 1855 nt
Organism: Sesamum indicum (sesame)
Lineage: Eukaryota; Viridiplantae; Streptophyta; Magnoliopsida; Lamiales; Pedaliaceae
Product: putative protein phosphatase 2C 40
Biological process (GO): protein dephosphorylation
Molecular function (GO): protein serine/threonine phosphatase activity
Source: RefSeq, a predicted model, not a curated record